GACUAGCAAAACACACUUGUAGCCAAUAAGCUGUAAGGGGCGUGUCUUCUCGUGCAGAGGAGAGAGUGUUUAGUGCGCAUGUCCGAAAUUAGCCCAGGAUGGCGUUAAUGCACCUGAAAGUUGUUUGCCGACCGCCAACAAAACCUCAGAAGAAGUAGAAGACAUUAGCCGAGAGCAUCAGAGGGAAAGAAAGAUCGAUAUGGCGAGUAGUAAAGAAACGAGUAAGCCGUGUCCUGAGCGAAAAAAAGCUUAUGAUAAAGCAAGAAGCAGGACCCGUGUAAACAUUGGGUCAGCUUUCCAGCGUUGGAGAGAUCUGAAGGAGCAUGAAGGCCUGCGAUCAGACGCAGAGGUUGCUUUUUUCCUUCUCGAUAGAUAUGAUAAAGUCACGUUUAUUUCCACACCCUAUAAGCCUGGUGCGUGUAAACCUCCUCCGUUAUCUGUUUCAAGCGUCAGCUCUCAAAGUGUUUCCGACAAAGAUGUGUGUUUGAUAGAAGGCGUAGAGAAGCUUGAUGAUACAACCCUUUCUGCCUCAGAAGUGAUGGAAGCAAGUAUGUCAUCACUAAAUCUGAAUGAGGAAACAGUCAGUGUGGAGGACUUCAAUGACAUCCAAAAUGCCACCAUUGACUGGGAGGAUCCAACAUGGUAUCCGGAUGAUGGAGAUGAUCAAGGUGUCACUGAGGAACUGUGUAGAGACACCGAUAGUGAUGAUCCAGAUUACAAUCCACACAUUUGUGUCCGCGCUGGUGGGUCUUUGCCAACACAGAACACACUUGAUGAUAUUCCUGAGAGGAGCAUAGAUGACACAGUUCAUGACAUAGCAGAUCUUGAUGACGAUGAUGCAGUUGCAGACUUGCCACCUUUUCCUGACCAACCGAAAGUUGUUUCUGAGGAUGACAUACUCAGUGUUCCAGCAUCAAUUGCAUACCAUAGCAGCUUGCAUCAGCUUGUACAGUAUCUCCAAAUACCUGUCGACACGUGUAAGAAAAUAGAACAACGCACCAGGCAGUAUUGCGGAGCAUCAAAACCAUUUCGAAUUGAAAUACGUUCAAGGGGCACUGCUGCAAUCAUUAAAUGGACAUGUCCUCGUGGUCACAGUGUGUGGAAGUGGACUUCCCAACCCUGCUUGAAGUUUGGAAUGAAUGCAGGAGACUUCCUUCUCUCUUCAAAUAUCCUUUUAUCAGGAAACAACUUUGCAAAAGUCGCACUGCUGUUCAAAUUCAUGAACAUAAAAAUGGUCAGCAGGACAUCAUUCUUCAGGAUACAGGACCACUUCUGUGUGGAUUCCAUUCAAAAGUUCUGGGAUAAUAAGAGAGAAGAGAGCAUUCACCAGCUUCAGUCUAAAGACAGUGUUGUUGUUCUGUGUGAUGGUCGGAUGGACAGUCCGGGAUUUUGUGCGCAAUAUUGCACAUAUACAGCCAUGGAGAAUGACACAAAGAAAAUCAUCUACAUAACAAACAUUGACAAGAGGGAGACUGCACGAAAUUCGGUUAUCAUGGAAAAGGAAGGUUUUCUCAGAACAUUUCAUACCCUACAACGCGAGGUCAAGCUGACGGAAAUGUGCACUGAUGCACAUACCCAGAUUUCAGCACUUUUCAAUCCAGCAAAGGGACAGUUGAGAGAUGCAGGAGUACAUCAUUCCCUCGAUGUGUGGCAUGGUGCUAAAAACCUCUCUAAAAGAAUACUCGCAGCAAGUCAGCAGAAGCAGUGCUCCAUUCUAUUGCUGUGGAGUAAAGACAUCUGCAAUCACUUCUGGUACUGCUGUAAGAUGGCAGACAACUAUGAUACAUUUUUUGACAUGUGGAUUGGUCUCCUCCAUCAUGUUACUGGUGAGCAUUCAUGGGCACUUGGUAGCUGCCAUCAUGGUCCCCUUACUGAGACCAGAGAGAGGAACUGGAUUGAGUCUAACUAUGUAGCGCAUCAGAAGCUUACAGAAUUAGUUCUGGAUGCACGAUGGCUCAAGGACAUACCCAAGUAUCUGCAUUUCAGAUCAACUGCGGAACUUGAGUCAUUCCACAAUCACAUACUGAUGUACGCCAGCAAACGCUUCUCAUUUACGCCCCCUGUGUACAAUGCACGCAUCUUGCUUGCAGCGCUGGACUACUGCCACCACAUCAACAGAUGCCCAAAAAAAAACCGCAGAUGGCAAAAUUCAGUACGAAAAACUAUACAACAAAAAGUCACGCACAUGGCGCUUGCAGACUGUAAAACAGCCAAAGGACUACAGUUAUGUUCGGGACAUACAAGCAUCUAUUAUGCGGUCAAGACUCUCAUGUGAUGUUGGGAUACCACUUCAUAAAAAACCAAGGCAUCAAGACCCAAGAUUACUAGGACAUCUUUCCGGUGUGCCUCCACCCUCUACAGAAGAGCUAUUAAGGACUCAAGUCAGCAGGGGAAUAGGGCACUUGGAGGAACAGGACUGAAGAACAACCUUGUUCAGGAAUUCCAGAAGUGGCACAAUGUUACAACAAUUUUUUUUAGUGUGUGUGCAUUUGUAAAUAAUAAAGGCA
Messenger RNA from Paramisgurnus dabryanus, 2507 nucleotides. RefSeq lists its product as uncharacterized. NCBI's taxonomy places the organism in Eukaryota, Metazoa, Chordata, Actinopteri, Cypriniformes, Cobitidae. The record is from RefSeq and is a predicted model, not a curated record.